Molecule: messenger RNA, 576 nt
Organism: Clonostachys byssicola
Lineage: Eukaryota; Fungi; Ascomycota; Sordariomycetes; Hypocreales; Bionectriaceae
Source: the annotation of a GenBank genome assembly
AUGCUGUCCAUGCUUCAGAACCCCCGGCAGGCCGCCGCGCAGGUCUUGAAUUUCGCCCUGAUCCUGUCUUCGGCUUUCAUGAUGUGGAAAGGUCUCUCUGUCAUUUCCGACUCGCCGUCCCCGAUCGUCGUCGUUCUGUCCGGAUCUAUGGAGCCCGCCUUCCAGCGAGGAGAUCUGCUGUUCCUGUGGAAUCGCAAUCUGUUGCAAGAUACCUCUGUCGGAGAGGUUGUCGUAUACAAUGUGAAGGAUAAGGACAUUCCCAUUGUCCACCGUGUCGUCAGAAAAUACGGAGAGGGCGAGGACGCGAAGCUUCUCACCAAGGGCGACAACAAUCCUUCCGACGAUACUGAGCUAUACGCUCGAGGCCAGGACUACUUGGUUCGCAAGGAUAUCAUUGGCAGUGUUGUUGGCUGUGAGCUCCCCCAAGUUGUCCGCCUCAGUCUGACAUAUUGUACUAAUAUUGUGCUAGAUAUUCCUUUUGUCGGAUACGUCACAAUUCUCCUGUCAGAGCACCCAUGGCUCAAGACAGUCAUGCUGGGCGUGAUGGGUUUGUUUGCCAUCCUGCAGAGAGAGUAA